AUGAGUAGCUGUCUUCCAUGGAUGGGCAUUCCGUUUAACUACCCUGCCAUAAAUCAAAACAGGAAGUGUCCAAGUGUAGUAUGGUCUGGAAUGUGUCUUGCUACUCGUUUUUUUUGUAAUAUGCGCAACCAUAACAAUUCCCCAAAGGAUAAAAGGCAUGGUAGGAUUGACAGAAAUUUGAUUGACAUGUUUGUGCUCCAUGAGCAUCUGCUACUAUGUGCAAAGGGGAGGUCCCUCCUGGUUGGGAAAAGCUGCCAUGGGCUAGCCAUUCAUUUUGGUCUGGUAACAGAUAUUCUGACAUGCAAUAUUCUAAUCAACUUGUACACAAAAUGUGGUCAGAAUGAUUGUGCUCGUCAUGUUUUUGAUGGAAUGCUUGCCAGAAGCAUAGUCUCAUGGAAUACCAUGAUUGCUGGAUAUACUCAGAGUCGAGAGGAUGUACAAGCUCUGAAGCUUUUUCAAAGGAUGCACCGAGAAGGGAGACAACCGACUGAAUUUACUUUAUCCAGCACAAUCUGUGCAUGCGCUGCAAAAUAUGCUAUCAAUGAAUGCAAGCAAUUACACACUAUUGCAUUCAAGCUUGCGUUGGACUCAAACAGCUUUGUUGGGACAGCAAUUCUAGAUGUUUAUGCAAAAUGUAAUAUGAUUAAGGAUGCCUGCUGGGUUUUUGAGAAGAUGCCUGAUAAAACUUUAGUUACAUGGAGUUCAUUGUUCGCAGGGUAUGUGCAGAAUGGUCUUCACGAAGAAGCAUUAUGUUUAUUUCGGAAUGCCCAAAGGGAAGGAGUAAAAUUGACUGAAUUCACUCUUUCUGCUAUCAUUAGCGCAUGUGCAAGCUUAGCAUUGAAAAUUGAAGGGACACAACUGCAUGCAGUUAUUGUGAAAUGUGGUUUUCAUGGGAACUUCUUUGUGGCAGCAUCUCUUGUGGAUGUGUAUGCAAGUUGUGGCCAGAUUGAAAAAUCUUAUGCACUAUUUGCUUAUAUGGAACAGAAGAAUGUUGUCAUAUGGAAUGCAAUGAUUGCUGGUUUUUCGAGGCAUGCCCAUUCUUGGGAAGCUAUGAUUCUCUUUGAGAAAAUGCACCAGUUACGUAUUUUUCCAAACGAAGUUACCUAUCUCUCCAUGUUGUCACUGUGCAGUCAUGCAGGUUUAGUUGAAGAGGCUCGUCAUUACUUUAACCUGCUAAUAUCUGAUCGGACUGUUGAACCUAAUGCCCUUCACUAUUCUUGCAUGGUUGAUGUUCUGGGUCGAUCUGGGAAGACUGAUGAGGCCUGGGAAUUGCUUCACAAAAUGCCAUUUGAGCCAACUGCUUCUAUGUGGGGAUCUUUGCUUGGGUCAUGCAGAAACUACAAUAACAGUGACUUAGCCAGAAUAGCUGCCGAACAGCUUUUCCAACUUGAGCCUGACAAUGGAGGGAACCAUGUUUUGCUCUCAAAUGUAUAA
Messenger RNA from Triticum turgidum subsp. durum (durum wheat), 1434 nucleotides. Lineage: Eukaryota; Viridiplantae; Streptophyta; Magnoliopsida; Poales; Poaceae. The record is from the annotation of a GenBank genome assembly.